AGCAUUCUUAACAGUGUUCUUCUAAGUUUCUCUCAGAAUGUUGUACAAGUCCCUCGUCUCUUUAAGCCUUGCCUCUGUUGCUCUCGCUCAUGGCGACCAUGGCCAUGACCAAGAGCCUAUGUCAGGUCCUCACCAAGGUCUCUGGUACAACACCCUUCCCGGCGAUGGCGGCACUCAGGCCGACUCCGUCUUCUCCGGUAUCAGCACCUUCGGCCGUCUUCCAUACCAGCCAUGCUUGAAGGCAAACAGCAUCAAGUAUGACAUUGCUUUCAUCGGUGCUCCGUUUGAUACAGGUACUUCUUACAGACCUGGUGCUCGCUUCGGACCUUCCGGUAUUCGCCAAGGCUCCCGAAGACUCAACCUUUAUGGAGGUUACAAUGUACCUUUGGCUACCAACCCGUUCAACAGCUGGGCCACAGUUCUUGACUGCGGUGAUAUCCCAGUCACCUCGUACGACAACCAGUGGGCGCUUCGACAGAUCGAGGAAGGCCACUACAAUAUCCUCUCUCGCCCACCAGCCACAGAUGCAGACAAGUCUGGUCCGGCACUGAAGAGCAGGACUCUUCCUCGAGUUAUCACUCUUGGUGGUGACCAUACGAUCACACUGCCUCUCCUUCGAUCCAUCAACCGAGCCUACGGACCCGUGACAGUGAUUCACUUCGACAGUCAUCUCGAUACCUGGAAGCCCAAGGUUUUUGGUGGCUCCCCGUCAGAGGUCGCUGCCAUCAACCACGGCACAUACUUCUACCAUGCCGCUAUGGAAGGCCUUCUCCGUAAUGAUACCAACAUCCACGCUGGUAUCAGAACAACCCUCAGUGGUCCAAGUGACUACGAUAAUGAUGGCUAUUGUGGUUUCGAGAUCGUGGAGGCUCGAGAGAUUGACACCAUUGGCACUGAUGGUAUCAUUGAGAAGAUUCUGAAGCGUGUUGGUACUGAUCGCCCUGUUUACCUGUCCAUCGACAUCGAUACUUUAGAUCCAGCUUUUGCCCCUGCGACCGGUACUCCUGAGACUGGAGGUUGGUCUACCCGAGAGCUUCGAACCAUCAUUCGAGGAUUGGAAAGCUUGAACCUCAUUGCUGCAGACAUUGUCGAGGUUGCUCCUGCCUACGACACAAACGCUGAGCACACGACCAUGGCGGCCGCUGAUGUUCUCUACGAGGUUAUGUCUAUCAUGGUCAAGAAAGGACCUCUCAGCCGAAUGGUUGAGGGCAAGAAGGAAGAGGAGUUGUAAGUUGGUUGGCAACGGAGGUGCUGAUGAUCGACUGGCGCUGGACGUUACGUUCUAACUCCAGCGUUGUAAGGAUACACAUUGAAGAAUGCAAACUGGAUGGUUUGUUUUGUGAUGGAUUCUAUCCGAGCUUGUGAGCGAUUUCAACAGUACUUUAAAACAAAACAAUGUUAUAUGACAGAUUUUCUAAAUGUUGAACC
Molecule: messenger RNA, 1428 nt
Organism: Fusarium odoratissimum NRRL 54006
Lineage: Eukaryota; Fungi; Ascomycota; Sordariomycetes; Hypocreales; Nectriaceae
Product: agmatinase 1
Exons: 6
Coding region: 38-1231 (397 amino acids)
Molecular function (GO): metal ion binding; agmatinase activity
Source: RefSeq, a predicted model, not a curated record